This is a messenger RNA of Sciurus carolinensis (gray squirrel), 2312 nucleotides long. RefSeq names its product DNA damage inducible transcript 4 (gene Ddit4). Gene Ontology annotation, biological process: response to hypoxia; apoptotic process; negative regulation of TOR signaling. Gene Ontology annotation, molecular function: 14-3-3 protein binding. The transcript has 3 exons. The record is from RefSeq and is a predicted model, not a curated record. Lineage: Eukaryota; Metazoa; Chordata; Mammalia; Rodentia; Sciuridae. The coding region runs from base 790 to 1479 and encodes 229 amino acids. Gene Ontology annotation, cellular component: cytoplasm.
CACCGAGCCCAGAGCUGCUCAGCCUUUGGAUUCCACCCCGCAUCCGGAUCUUCUUCAGGCAAGGAUUGCGUGGGGUACGUGCGCGAGAGCGGGCCGGGUUAACGUCUGCCCCCCGCGCCGCGGUCCCACGGGCAUCCACUGUGCGCCCAGUUGUGCCUUUAGGUCUCAGGCUCCCAGAUGCUAGGGUAACAGUUUUUCCUGCCCGCCGCCCCCCACACUCCCCAGUCUCCCUCGAGCUCGGUCACAGGCUACCCCCUCCCCCAGCAACGCGACCCUAUAAUAAACAAGUCUUUCCUUGAUCCUCCCCUGCCGCGAGCGCCCUCAGGGACCUUGGCAGCUGCAGCCGCCGCGGAUCCCUUCCAGAAAGGGGGCGUGGCCACGGCUCGGUGUUCUGCCGGGAGUGUUCCGGGGCUCAAGAGGGGCGGGGCCAAGCCGCUGUCACCGGGCAGGAGAGAACGUUGCGAACGUGCGCCCGGAGCCCAUUGGCCGAGGUGGGCCACACUCCCGGGUCUGGAUUGGGCCGCGGCGAGGAGGAGGCGUGGCCUGUCCGCUCUAGACCUUAUAGGCUGCUCUGCGCUGGUGCUAGGGAUCUCAGCAGGCCAAGGGGGAGGUGCGAGUGGGUUGAAGGGACAGGUCUGGGCAGCGCUCGGUGGUUGGCACCAGUUCUCGCAACCCAUUCAAGCGGCAGGACGCACUUGUCCCAGCAGUUCUCGCUGACCGCACUAGCUGCGGCUUCUCAGCUCCGGUACCCUGUGCUCAUCGGCAAACGUCCUGGCGUCCGACCUCACCAUGCCUAGUCUUUGGGACCGCUUCUCGUCCUCCUCCUCCUCUUCAUCCUCCUCCCGAACUCCCACCCCAGAUCGGCCGCCGCGCUCAGCCUGGGGGUCGGCGGCCCGAGAGGAGGGGCUAGACCGCUGCGCGAGCCUGGAGAGCUCGGACUGCGAGUCCCUGGACAGCAGUAACAGUGGCUUCGGGCCGGAGGAAGAUUCGGCAUACCUGGAUGGCGUGUCCCUCCCCGACUUCGAGCUGCUCAGCGACCCGGAGGAUGAGCACCUGUGUGCCAACCUGAUGCAGCUGCUGCAGGAGAGCCUGUCCCAGGCGCGACUGGGCUCGCGGCGCCCUGCUCGCCUGCUGAUGCCCGGCCAGCUGGUGAGCCAGGUGGGCAAAGAACUACUGCGCCUGGCUUACAGCGAGCCUUGCGGCCUGCGGGGGGCACUGCUGGACGUCUGCGUGGAGCAAGGCAAGAGCUGCCACAGUGUGGGCCAGCUGGCCCUCGACCCCAGUCUGGUGCCCACCUUCCAGCUGACCCUCGUGCUGCGCCUGGACUCUCGCCUCUGGCCCAAGAUCCAGGGGCUCUUUAGCUCCGCCAACUCUCCCUUCGUCCCUGGCUUCAGCCAGUCCCUAACGCUGAGCACAGGCUUCAGAGUCAUCAAGAAGAAGCUGUACAGCUCAGAGCAGCUGCUUAUUGAGGAGUGUUGAACUUCGGCCUGGGUGGGGGGCACAGUGCCCUCCACAGCAGAGACAAUGGACCUUUUGGGGUAGAGACCAGCAGGCAGGGGCUGAGGGACUGAUGCCUGUGUUAGAAAACUGACAACAGCCACCUGAGGGAAAGAGAUGGAGGUGGGGGACUGUAGUGUUUCUUGGGAAGCUCAUUGGGUCUUGCACAGGUGGCUCCCCAGUGGGGCAAAUGCCCCUCAGUACUGUAGCAUGAAACAAAGGCUUCGGGCCAACCAGGCUUCUGGCUGGAUGUGUAUGUAGCAUGUACCUUAUUAUUUUUAUUAUUACUGACAGUUAGAACAACAGUGGUGUGACAGGCAGGAGGGCAGCUGGGCUGCUCUGGCCUCUGAGGGUUGUGUGUUCAUGGUAGUGACCAGGAGGGAGGGGGGAGGUCAUGGAGGCAGUUUGUAUCAUGGUCUGAAGGGACCAAGUGUGUUUGUUUUUUUGUAUCUUUUGUUUGGGGAUUGGAGCUUCACUACUGACCUGUUCUAGGCAGCUAUCUUACAGACGCAUGAAUGUAAGAGAAGGAAGGGCAGGUGUUGGGAUCACUUGAGAUCUUUGACACUUGAAGAAAAAAUACACCUGGGAGCUGCGUCCACCCCAUCCCCACCCCAUUUCUGGAGAGUUGAACUGUGAGGGGAUGGGGCUGAGUGGGGCUGGGGGCUGGAACCCCUUCCCCAGAGGAGUGCCAUCUGGGUCUUCCAUCUAGAACUGUUUACAUGAAGAUACUCACUGUUCAUGAAUACACUUGAUGUUCAAGUAUUAAGACCUAUGCAAUAUUUUUUACUUUUCUAAUAAACAUGUUUGUUAAAACA